Messenger RNA from Electrophorus electricus (electric eel), 3402 nucleotides. It is a transcript of the gene rab38a, whose product is annotated as RAB38a, member RAS oncogene family. Gene Ontology annotation, molecular function: GTPase activity; GTP binding. NCBI's taxonomy places the organism in Eukaryota, Metazoa, Chordata, Actinopteri, Gymnotiformes, Gymnotidae. The record is from RefSeq and is a predicted model, not a curated record. Gene Ontology annotation, cellular component: late endosome; Golgi apparatus; phagocytic vesicle. Gene Ontology annotation, biological process: endosome to lysosome transport; phagosome-lysosome fusion.
CCCACCGAGCCUGCGGUUUGAAUGUCGUAAGAGCGCGCGACCUCUCCGCCUCUUCUCGUCUAGGUCUUAUGCCUCCCUCGCGAGUCACAAGUUGCGGCUUCGUGUCUCCGUUUGCUUUCCCCCCACGGCGCCGCGGGGCGUUCCAUUAGCGAAAUCCUGCGUUAAUUCCUCUCUUGACGUGUGCAACCCUUGCUUCUACCUCUUACAAAUAUUAGGAGGCCUAGGACGGCACCGUUUUUAGCUUCCGCCAUGCAAAACAACCAAAAAGAACACCUUUACAAGAUACUAGUUAUUGGGGACCUAGGUGUUGGUAAAACCAGCAUAAUUAAACGCUACGUUCACCAAAAUUUCUCGUCGAACUACAGAGCAACUAUCGGCGUGGACUUUGCAUUGAAAGUUUUGAACUUGGAUCAAGAAACGGUCAGACUGCAACUCUGGGACAUCGCAGGCCAGGAGCGCUUUGGCAACAUGACGCGGGUCUACUAUCGUGAAGCCACAGGCGCCUUCAUUGUGUUUGACGUAACACGGCCGCCCACCUUUGAGGCGGUGAUGAAGUGGAAGGAGGACCUGGAUACCAAGCUGGGUGCGUCCAGUGGGAAACGUGUGGCGGCUGUGCUCCUCGCCAACAAGUGUGAUCAGGGCAGGGACGUUCUCACCAACAACGGCAUCGAGAUGGAACAAUUCUGCCGGGAGAAUGGCUUCCUCGGCUGGUUUGAGACCUCUGCCAAGGACAAUGUUAACAUAGACGAAGCAGCUAACUGUCUAGUGAAGCACAUUCUAGCUAAUGAGAAUGACCUGAUCCAGUCGGAGGUACCAGACACUGUCUCCCCCAAACUGGAAUCUGGGAAUGGGGCAUCGUGCUCUGCCUGUUUCAAGUCCUAGUGCUCCCCUCUGUGAACCUCCCCUCAACUGCCCGUUUAAACGCUCAUAAUAUAAACACAACAUUCAACUAUUAUGUGUGAGCAUGUAUGUGUUUCAGUGUGUUUCUGGUUUGUUUAUUCUGGGGUAGACCAACCUCAAGGUGACAAUGAACUUAGUUGCUGUAUCCAUGGCAACAGACUUGAAAAACACUUUACAGACCAACAAGAAUAUUUAAGGAAACCUGAACACUUCUCUUUCUCUCGCUCUUUCCCUUUCUUCUGCACUCUUUUCUUUUUCUCUCUUUUGCUCUCCUAUUCCCGUUUUUCUCCUUAAUCCAAAAAAUGUCAAUUUAUUACUGAGCAUGUGCGUAGUUUAAACGAAAACACACACUCACAAACAGCAUAAAUGUACUGUUUACGCCAGCAGAAUGGAUAUGACUGACCACAGGCUUUAUUACACCCUCACAACAGAAGGCAGCCGCCACUGAUUUACAGGCCUCUUAAAGAUCCAGACAGCAGAGGCCAAAAUAAAGUACUAGCAAAAGGUGAAGCUGUCAGAAGUGGCAGGUCUGCCAUAUCGGUGUGCCCUAUGUGGAUAUGGUAUUACAGUUUCCUAUAGGGAGGGUGUCUUGGUGAGAAUGAUGCACAAGCGAUCAUUUAUUUAGAAUACUUAUGGAUAUAUUCGCUGUCUAUCAUGGAUAUUCUGGUUAAAUCUUUGCUCAGUUAUAGAUGAAAAAAUUACCUAGCAUAACAAUCCUGCCAUCGUAAUGGUCAUUUUAAGAACCAGGGCCAUAACAAGUCAUCAUCAGACCCAUAUGCAAAGCUUUUAGACUGGGUCCCUUUAUCACAAAACAUCCACAAUACAAGGCUAGGAAGACCUGACUUAGUCAAAGUUAUAUCAGAGCAAAUAAAACAAUGUGUACGAAUGAGCCUUCACGUACAGGAUGGAGAUUUCAUCAAACAUCAGAAGUGUUGAAAGUGGCUAAAUAUGAAACAAUUCAAUGAAGACUACACUGCCAGUCACCGGUUUGGACAAACCUACUCUGUUUAAUUUUAAUAUUCUUUGUAUUUUAGAAAAACAGUGAAGUUCACCAAAACAGUGAAAUAAUACAUGUUGUGUUAAACAAAUAUGAACUAUUUUAGAUAUAUGAUUCUUCAGAGUAGCCACUCUUUAGUCAAAUAGUUUUGGAUGUUCCCUUGAUGUUCUUAACUGACUUCAUUAUUCAGCCACCUUUGGUACCUUGAAGAAGUUCUCACAUAUGCUGAGCACUUCUGGGGCAAUUAUUAGUGUUUUUUAAUUGUGUGUGUGCUUGUGUUUUGGAAGUCAUAUAUAUUCUGUAAACCUUUAAUUUAUAUCUUAAAAGUCUUACAAACUAAUAUAAGCAUAAACUACUUUGCUUUAUGACUAUGAAAGACAGAUUUAGGCAGGUGUGUCCAAUCCUUUGACUGGUACCCUAGUCUUACAUGCACUUUUCUCUGUUGUGAGAGGUAUAAUGAAUAUAUACAUAUAUAUUGUAUACUUAACCUGUUGAUAGUAAUCUGAAAUUUUAUUUUGUGCCUAGAUAACUUGUUAGCUAGCUAAUGAACUAAACUUUGAAAGUUUGAACUAAUUUAUGUAAUGUUAACUAACCCAAUAAUAACAGUGAAGGCUAGGAAGGAUAUCUUCUAAGGUCAUAUUUCUAUUCAUAUUCAAGCUAAAUUUCCAUAUUUUAAAUAAUUUAAACAGUUUCUUCAACAGCAAGUUAUUCUGAUGUGAUACUUUGGACAUUGUGUCUGGGCACAUUUCGGCAUUAAUAAUAACAGUGUAUAGUUUUGUGGACACAGGUAUAUGCUUCCUCAAGUGUCUGCACAUAUUUCUUUCCCAUAAGAAAUGACAGAAUAUUUUACUAGCAUAUGUAAACAUAUAUUCUGGUAAUAAUUAGCCUAUAAUUAGCAUACAUUAUCCUACAACAGAAUAAGUAGGGGAUAACCAGAAAAACAGGUGCAUUUGCAUUUCAACCAAAAAUACUGCCGCCAAAUUAGUUAGGCUGUUCUCAGAAGAAAAUAGGAAUUUGGAAUUGGAUGGCUCACAAUCAGUGGCUCUUUGAAACUGUCAGUGUAACUGUCAGUGAAUGACUGGGCAUACCAACAUGAUGGUGUAGUAUCUCAAGGAUUAUGACGUCAUUAGCGAGUCAGUUCUUAUGGUGUGAUUAAUCAAAUCAAAUCAAAUAAAAAGUCAUUAGUUCAUUAUUAUAGGUCAGCAGCAGAGUUUCUCACUCUAGGAAAGAUAAUAAUACUGUUUUAAAUGUUUGCUUCUUAUCAUUUUUGAAAUGAAAAACAUGUCAAUCAUCCAAAACACUACUAUUCUUAAUGUUAUUACCCCAAAUGUUUGCUUCUUUUAUUUAUUUUGAGAGUAUUAUAGUGAAUUGUCACAUUUUUAUGAAAAGGUAUGUUGAAUAUGAAAUUGUGACAUGUACAUAGCACUGUGAUUAAACAGUAAUGUACUUAUGAGUGCACACAGCAUUGAGUAUUAUCUAUACAGAAAGAGACAAUAAAUGCACAC